Haliotis rubra (blacklip abalone) is the source of this 7469-nucleotide messenger RNA. RefSeq names its product unconventional myosin-VIIa-like. The record is from RefSeq and is a predicted model, not a curated record. Gene Ontology annotation, biological process: signal transduction. Gene Ontology annotation, molecular function: cytoskeletal motor activity; protein binding; ATP binding. The coding region runs from base 122 to 6982 and encodes 2286 amino acids. The transcript is spliced from 43 exons. Gene Ontology annotation, cellular component: myosin complex; cytoskeleton. Lineage: Eukaryota; Metazoa; Mollusca; Gastropoda; Lepetellida; Haliotidae.
AACUUGAAAGCAGACCGAACAAUGAGUCACUGCCACAGCGUCUGCUAGCUUUAAUUGACGGUUGUGGGACACAUGAGGUUCUCAUGCAUAGCCGGUACUUCCUUGAAAUUUAGUUGCCGUCAUGUCGGACAGGAUGGCAGCGAUACUUGAUCGGUCUCAACCAAGAAGCCAUGGUGCAAGGCCAGAAGAUGGAGUUCCCAACAUGACUGUCAUCAGUGAUAUUGAUGAAAAUGGAAUCAAUAUAAAUUUGAAAACAAGAUAUCAAAAAGACAAGAUUUAUACAUUUACUGGAUCUAUUCUGGUGUCAGUCAACCCUUACAAAGAAAUCAAGAUAUAUGAACAGGAAAACGUCACUCAAUACAGUAAGAAGAAGAUAAGCCAGGUGGAGCCUCAUAUUUUUGCAAUAGCAGAGGCAGCCAUCCAAAACCUUCAAGAAACAGACAUCAACCAGUCGUGUAUUAUCAGUGGGGAAAGUGGUGCUGGCAAGACUGAGAGUACCAAGUUCAUCCUUCAAUAUCUGUGUUCUGUGACUAACCACACAUCAUUCUGGACUGAGCAGCAAAUUUUGGAAGCAAACACAGUUUUAGAGGCUUUUGGGAAUGCAAAAACUGUUAGAAAUGACAACUCUAGUCGUUUCGGAAAAUUCAUGCAGGUGUGUUUUGAUCAGCAUUGUCAAAUAAAAGGGUGCAUAGUACAAGAUUAUCUUUUGGAACAGUCAAGGAUCACAUUCCAGUCUCUGAAUGAGCGCAACUACCAUGUCUUCUACCAGUUAGUUGCAGGAGCACAAGCAAGUUCUGAGGUAGCACAGCAGUUCCAGCUUUGCCCACCACAGUCUUAUGCAUAUCUGAACCAGAGUGGAUGCUUUACCCUGCCAGGAGUAGAUGAUUCCACCAUGUUUGAUAACUUGCGCCUUGCUAUGAAUGUUCUUAACAUUCCAACAAAAAUGGUAAAUGGGAUUUUUUCAGUACUGUCAGCCAUUUUACUACUUGGAAAUUUAUCAUUUGAGGAUGAUGAAGGUGAAAAAACUGUCUUGACUGAAACAGAUAACAACAUUUUGACCGCUGUUUGCAAUCUGUUGGGAUUUGAAAUGGAUGGUUUGAGAGAUGCAGCAUUAUAUCGGCAAAUCCAAGUCCGUGGCACAGUUACAAGCAUACCCUUCAAGUUUCAAGAGGCAAUUGAGAACAGACAUGCAAUGGCAAAAGCAUUGUAUUCGCGCACAUUUGCAUGGUUGGUUGAUGCAAUCAACAAGUGUACAAACCCUGGAUCAAGUCAGACACACUUCAUUGGGAUUUUGGACAUAUUUGGUUUUGAAAACUUCCAGACAAAUAGUUUUGAACAACUAUGCAUAAACUACACCAAUGAGAAGCUCCACAGAUUCUUCAAUCACUACGUUUUUGCAUUGGAACAAGAAAAGUAUAGAGAAGAAGACAUAGAGUUUUCUCACAUCACAUUCACAGACAACAGCAAAUGUGUUGAAUUGAUUGAAAAGGCACCAAGAUGUGUAAUGAAGAUUUUGGAUGAAGAAUGCAGGUUUCCAAAGGGCACUGACAAGACCUAUCUCAACAAGCAACAUCAGGAGCUCGAUGACCAUGAACACUACAUGAAGGGUCAAGACAGGCGGGUUUGGGAACAGGAAUUUGGGAUCAGGCAUUAUGCUGGUAUCGUCAUCUAUAAUGCCACAGGUUUUCUUGACAAAAACAAAGACACUCAGCAAGACCAACUGUUUGAACUUAUGCAUAACUCAAACAGUGAAUUUGUGAAGGACCUCACCAGAUUUCAGGACCUUCUUGGAGUGAGAUUAGAAAUUCUUGAUGGAAGACAAACAAUAUCCCGCACUGCUCGUAAUAAACCAACGGUUGGCGAUACCUUCAAGCAUCAGUUAUCUGCCCUUGUUGAUGUCUUAGCUCUCACUAAUCCCUGGUAUGUGCGCUGCUUGAAACCAAAUGCUAUGAAAAAGGCAAAUGAAUUUGUUGAUGAUGACGUACUGACCCAGCUGCGUUACUCCGGGAUGCUUGAUAUCAUCAGAAUAAAGAGAGAGGGGUAUCCAGUUCAUAUGAAUGUCUCGACAUUCCUACAGAAGUAUGGGCUGCUGAUUGGCACAAGUCCCUUACAUCUAGAAGAAGGGGAUCCAAGAAGCUAUGUGAAAACCAUUUUGGAAGAAUUGAAGUUGCAAAAAACCGAAUGUCAGAUUGGCAUCACAAAGGUAUUCAUGAGAAACAGUGUUUUGGAACCUUUGGAGGAUCUUCGUUUCCAGUUCUUAACAAUCAAAGUGAUAUGCAUUCAGAAACACUGGCGUGGAUUCUGGCUCAGGAAAGGGUUUUUGGAAAAAAAACAUGCUGUAUUGAUUCUGCAAUUCAACUUUCGUUGCUUUCGUAGCCGACUGGCAUUUUUGAGGAAGAGGAAAGCUGCUGUCACCAUUCAGAGCUAUAUGCGUGGUGUUCUGGCAAGGCACACAGCACAGAUGUUGCUAGAAGAGAAAAGACUGGAAGAAAAGAGAAGACGUGAAGAAGAACAACAGCUUCUGAGAGUGCAAAAAGUUCAAGCAGAUGAGUGCUCCAUUCAGAAAACAAUCAGGGAAUCUCAGGUGGAAUUAGAAUCCUUGACAACCUUGAUUGAGUCCAUGUGGACCCACCAUCAGCCUGCAGUUACUCCUCACAGUCUUGACCUUGACAGCAUGUUUGAAUUCCUGCAAGAGGAAAAGGCAGAGCGAAAAGCUGCUGCUGUGGACAAGGAGGAGGCACUACAUGAGAUUAAUGAAGAAUUUGAUGUGCUGGGUUCUCUCCUUACUGAUGCUGAAGACACUCAUCACUUAUUGCAAGAAACACAGAAAGGACAGUUCCAGUCUGAAGUUGACAGACUUCACCGUCAUAGUGACCUCUACAUGAUGAUGGACAUCAUUCCACAACUAGCAGAACUCAGCUUGGUGUUCCAAAAGGAAGACCUGGAUAUUGCAGCAAUGCAUCCAGUCAUUGAUGGUGUUUAUUUAGUUAUUGAAACAGCAAAGUUGGGCAAGAGUUACUACCAACAGCUUCUUAAUAUGUCUCACACUAAGGUGAAGGAUGGGAAAAUGACAGUGAAUGUGUCAAACAGCACUGAAGGGAAAACUGUUAAGGCUGCCAAAGAAGAGUUUGUAAAGAGCAGAGAUGAUUUUCUGUGGAAAAACAGCCUCCUUUACAUGUCCUUCAGUGUGCAUGCCCCCACCCCAUCAAUACCCCCACCCCCAGCUCCACCCCUACCUCCACCUUCAAUUUCUGAGGAUCACAGACUUCAACAGCUACCAGCUCCACCACAAUCAUGUUAUCAAACAGAUGAGCUGCUCCUUGCCCAAACUGAUGGAAAUGAAAGUGGUUGGAAGACAGAUAUAGAUGGGUCAAGUGUUUAUCAAGAAAUCGGUCAUGGUGACUCAGGUCAGCUUAGUUUAUCGAAUCCACCACCACCACCACCACCACCACCUCCUCGAAGAGGAUCAACAUUGACGUCAGUUUCCCCGACACAUGAAACAGAAGAAAUGACUUUGUCGUUUCAAAUGAAUUUUACUGAGUAUGAAUCUCAUGGUAAUGAAGUAACUGAACUUUCUCCUGAUACAGAAGAAAAACUUUCUCAGCUUAUGGAACAACAUUCUGUAGACACCAGUAGCCCACAGACCACUGAUACUUUAGACAAACACAACUCGAGUGCAGAGAUUGACACUAUUCAUGAUAUUUUGGAGUUUGCUGGGAAGUACUUCAAUUCACACAUAAAAGAUAGUGGGGGAACACUUAUGAAGAGUUUGAAGAAACGAAGACAGUCAGAUGCAGAUCGUCUUACAAAAGGGGAAAUGCUUACAUUUUGUAAGUCAGGUCUCAUUCCAACUUCACUGGUUCAUUUACAUGACUGUGAAAAUGUCACUAUGGCCUGCAAUGUAUUCAAGGAAUUGACAAAGGUCAUGCGAGAUGAAAUGACGGAUGACUCUUCCAUGCAAAUUAUGCAGAUGAUAGUGAAAAUUGGAAUAGAACGUAUUGCACUGCGUGAUGAAAUAUUCUGCCAGUUGAUAAAGCAAACUAAUGGCAAUCCUGAGGCUGACAGUUUGGUUAUCGCAUGGAUCAUCUUUUGUCUGUGUACUGCAGCAUUUUCACCAAGUAAAAGCUUACACAAGUACCUGCUCUCCUAUGUGAAGAUGAAUUGCUCGGAUGCUCUUGUUGGAAAGUAUGCGCUGAUGUGUCACAAACACUUGACAGUUCCCCGUGUAUCCUCAAGAAAAUUGCCUCCAUCAGCAAUUGAAAUUAUGAGUGUAAGAGCAUUGAGCCCAAUUAUCUGUAAGGUGUAUUUCAUGGAUGGGAAGACAAAAGCUGUAACAGUCCUACCUUGUGACACAAGUACAGAGCUUUUGGAAAGACUAGCAGAAAAGAUUGGCCUUGGAAGUGUGGAAGGAUGGGCAAUUUAUGAGGUCACUGGAGAUACUGAAAGAUUUGUAAGGAGAUAUGAAUAUGUGAGUGACAUUCUGGCGCAGUGGGAACACUUGGAUAGACUGUCAGCACAACCAAGCAAAUAUGAAACAGUGAACAAGAAGGGCCCAAAAUUAGCAUUAGGAGGAAGUGAUGCAAAACUGGUGUUCAAGAAAAGAGUGUACCGGCAUGUUCACGAUAUUCCAAAUGACCCUGUGGAAUACCAUCUUUUGUAUGCUGAAGCUGUGAACAAAGUUGUGAAGUUGGAUGAAUUCUCUGUGUCUGAAAAAGUUGCCUUACAGUUGGCUGGUUUGCAGGCGCAAGUGAUUUGGGGCGAGUAUGAGGAGGACAAACCAUUUAGAUACAGUGAAGCUGAGCAGUACUUAACCGGUCGAAUACUUGCCUCUUCUGGUCGUAAUUGGUCGAUGGAAGUUUCAAGAGCACACAAGCAUUUUGGAAGUGGAAAAACAGAACUUGCAGCAAAAGUAUGGUAUCUGACAUGUGUGAAACAGUUUCCUUUGUAUGGAUGUACACUAUUUCCGAUUGUACACAGAGGACUGUGGUCUCAUACCAGUGAUGCUCUUUUGGCUGUGAACAUGGAUGGCAUCAAAUUUGUUAGAGCUAAAGACAAAUCUGUCAUAACUGACUUUUUCUUCUCAGAUAUUGAAUCCGUAUCUAUGGAUCCCAAUGACAAUUACAUUACUUUAGAAUUGAAGAACCAAAUCCAGACAGAAAGUCCACAACAGACAUAUAUGUUUGAGACAAGCUUCAAAGAAGAUGUUGGCCUACUGAUUGCAAGCUACUCACCCUCUCAUGCCUCAUGGAUACGAAUGGACUUUGAGAGUAUGAAAAAGAUAAAGAUGACUGAUGAGGAAAAGCUGAAAGUCUAUGAGGAAAUAGUUCGUUGUCGGAGGGCUCUUUCAGAAUCACGCUUGCUUCAACGUCCACUGCAAGACAGCAGUUCCAGUUUCCUAAGAAACACCCUUCGAAGAUUGACAAAGACAAAACUUGAAAGACUCCGAACAUAUGCAACAUCUUCGUCAGAAAGUGGCCAGUUUAAUGUUAACUACUGGUCAUACAGCAAAAGUCCACUCCGUCAAGCCCUCACAGUGAUCCAUGACCCAUCAGUGGAGGAAGUAGCAGUCAAAAUGUUUAACUCCAUUUUAGUCUAUGCAGGGAUUGAAGAUUCAAGUGCAGGUGAUUCACAUGACAACACUGGAAUGAUACAGAACUUGAUGCUAAAGUGCCUUGAGAAUGACCACCUUUGUAAUGAGUUCUACAUGCAACUGAUUAAGCAAACAACAGAUCACCCUGAUCCUAACAGUCAAGUUAAUGGUAGAUGCUGGCAGCUCAUGUGUGUGGCAGCUGGGGUGAUGGCACCGGCAAAUACAAGAGUGCUGAAAUACUUGCAGGUGCAUCUUAAGAAGUGUUCUCUUGACACCACGACAGAAGAAGGCAAAUUUGCAAGAUUCUGCUUUAAGACUCUUUCCAGAACCACAGAUGCAAAGAGAAGAACUUUCCCACCAUCCAAACAAGAAAUUAACUGCACCAUUCAAAGACGGCCUAUAACUGAGCAUAUCUACUUCCUGAAUGGUGAACAUCGCAUCAUUGAGUUUGAUUCUGCAGCAGUAUGUGGAGAACUCACUAAAAUGGUGAAGGUGAAAAUUGGAAUGCGAUCAGAUGCUGAAGGAUUUGCUAUGUAUGAAGUUAUGAGUGGUUCAGAGAGAUGCAUGGCAGUAGAUGAAAGGCUGUCUGACACGCUGAGCAAGUGGGAAAGACUGUCACGAAGUGGAGCUGUUAAGGACCUGAAGCUUAUUUUCAAGAAACGAUUGUUUAUCAAGCCUUACAUUAACUCUGGAGACCCAGUUGAGUGUGAUCUUGUGUUUCACCAGCUGCUUGAAGAUGUGUUUGAAAAACGGAAGCCAAUUUCCACUCAAGAUGCGAUUCACCUGUGUGCAUUGAAAGUGCAGUCAGAGAUAGAAGACAUGAGGAGUGGAGAGAUUGACUACAGUUCUGUGGUCAGGAUACUACCAAGGGAUUUGAGGAUGACAAUAAGACUUGAAGACAUCUCCACAACUCACAAAACUGUGCUUGAUAUGAGUCCUCAGAAUGCUGUGUUAUCAUUUAUUCAGGUCCUCAUGGCUUGGCAACUAUUUGGAGCAACAGUCUUUGAAGUUGGGCAAACAUAUACAUCUGCUCUUCCCAAAACACUACUGUUGGCCGUUGACAAAGAUGGAAUACAUCUUCUGGAGAGCAAGACCUUUAGAGAGCUUGCUGCAUACAGUUAUUCAGAGAUUGUUCACUCCAGUCCUGCCAUCAAAAGCAUCAUGAUAGUCAUUGGACAUGUUGCCAAGGGAACAAAGUUUAUGUUUAAUACGAACCAGGCAUCUCAGAUUGAGCACCUGAUGAAAGACUAUGUUGAUGAAUUACAAGUACAGGGUCUACUGCUGCCAACAGAGGGCACCCAACGCAUGUCAAGACUUGUUGACAUAGAUGAGUUUGAAAGGCAGAGAAACAGUUCACAAAACACUGUGAUCCUUGCACAAAGGCAGGAGUAGACACCCCAAAAAAGUGCUCACAUUUUUGGGGAGUUUGGAUGGAUUUUGAAACCAUAAAAUCCUCAUGAAGUCACCUAAACACUUUAUAUUUUAAUUUUCUGAUGUAAUGGAUUAUAAUUCAUUACUAGAUAGAUACUUCCUGAACAAGAUAUAUCAGAAUAAAUUUUGUAAUAUUCUAUCAGAUUCGCUUGUCUUUACACCUUUUGUAAACUGCUUAGCAAUAUAUGUUGCAUUCCUUUCCUCCUUCCAGUCAUUCAUACCUUAUCAAUAUUGAAGACAAUGACAUAUUGUGUGUGAACAUCAAAUUUGGGUAAAUAUUGUAUUUCAGAAAAAUGUACAUGUGAUUUUUUUAUGCCAUACAUCAGACAAGACUCUCUAUAUAUGAAGAAAGUUACAAUUAGUAAUUUACUUUUUGGAGACGAUAUGAAAUAUACCAUUCACUGUGAUCUGUCAAAGUAAUAUCAGAAUAAACCUGUGUUUUCAUUCA